CGGUAGACUCGACAAUGCAGCUCGCGGGCACCGACAUCUACGCGCAGCAGUAUGGCCAGUUCCAGCCAGGACUGUACAUGUCACCGCAACAGCAGACACCCCAGUCUCAGCAAUCAACACCUCAACAACAGCAACAACAACAACACUCCCUCUCCCCGCAACAGUCUAUGCAGCUCUCACCACAGCAAGUGUUACAUCAGCAACAACAACAACAGCUCCAGCAACAUCAACAGCAACAGCAGAGAGACGGCAUAGCGGACUCUCCGGAGAGGGACGAUGAUGAGGACUCGAACAGCCCCAAGAAGAAGUUGAAAAAGGAUGGCACGCUCAAGCGGAAGAAAGUCGGUCAUGCGUGCUUGUACUGCAGAAGGAGCCAUAUGACGUGUGACGAGGGGAGACCGUGUCAGCGAUGUAUCAAGCGCGAGAUCGGUCAUUUGUGCCACGACGAUCCCAAAGCGACGUUGUCUACGAACGGGAAACAAUCACAGUCAGACACACCACCGGCUUCUGCGGUAACAACGACGUCCCAGGCGGCUGGUCCGAUUUUCCCUGGACCACCGCCGUUGGAUAUGAGCGCUGUGGGUGGAUCGAGUGGGAUCAUAGGGCAGCAACCGUUCAUCAACGGCCUUGGAACUAUGGUGCAGCAGAACAACCCGUGGGAUUUCAUGCAAGGUGGAAAUAUGUUUGCGAGCGAGACUCUUGGGAGCGAGUUUAACGUGCUAAGUGACUUCUUGGAGACGCUUGACGAUCGGACGUUUUUCACCAAUACGCCCACACUACCGUCACUUGGCAGUCUGGGACAAGGGGGAGCGACGACGACGCCGUUAGACUCGGCCCGUCCUACUGCGAGCCCAACAAGGGCCCAGAGUCAUGCGGAUCUAGGAGGGUACGGCGUGGGAGCGGAGCUUAUCCCUCAAUCGGCGACUUCUACCACGGGCGUCAACUUCCAUCAUCACCAGUCGCAGCAGACGCCCGUAGUGGACGGCAUCUCCCCACAGCCACAGCACGCGUCUACCAGCGAGCAGCAGGCUAAAGUGGAGCUCCUUGCUGCCAUCCCGGGGGCGACCAAAGAUGAGCGGUAUCUGCUUACUGCUGCCGACCAGGAACCGGGGACAAGAGAUGAACGGCUUGCCAGGGUCAUCAGGGCCAAGUACGAGGCUGGCCUGUUGAGACCGUUCAACUACGUUGUGGGGUAUCAACGGUUGACGCGGUGGAUGGAGAAACAUGUUUCGCCCGAAUCGAAGACCGCUAUCCAGCAAGCACUGUCCUCCUUCCGCCCUGCGUUUCGCGCCAUCGCUCAAGGGUUGCGGGAUAUUGACCUUGUCUUCAUCGAGGAAGCGUUUGAGCGCCUGUUGCUAGACUACGACCGCGUCUUCUCCGUCAUGGGCGUACCGGCGUGUCUCUGGCGGAGGACGGGCGAGAUAUACAAGGGCAAUAAGGAGUUUGCGGAUCUGGUCGGGCUACCGCAUGAGCUUAUGCGCGAAGGCAGACUGUGCAUUUAUGAGCUGAUGGCUGAGGAGUCGAGUGUCAAUUACUGGGAGAAAUACGGCCAAAUCGCGUUCGACCUUGCGCAAAAGGCGGUUCUCACCACCUGCGUCCUGCGCUACAAGCCGAACCUCUCUGCUGCAGGAAACACCCGACCCCCCACAUCUAUCGGCAAGCGAAAACGGGAUCGGGACCGGGAGAGAGCGAGGGAGUUGAGGGAGGAACAACCGAAACAGGAGAGGUUCAUCAAUUGCUGCUUCUCGUUCACCAUACGACGGGACUUGUACGGUAUCCCCGUCAUGGUCGUCGGUAAUUUCCUCAAGUGCUAACUUCCUUCGUCUUCCUCUUUCUAUCCCUCUGCACGAUACUACAUCUAUGGACCCUCCGGCCGGAUCUGCCUGUUUCUUCACGGUAUCUUUUGUGGUCUAUUUGACUCUUCU
This is a messenger RNA of Dacryopinax primogenitus, 1925 nucleotides long. RefSeq lists its product as uncharacterized. The transcript is spliced from 7 exons. The record is from RefSeq and is a predicted model, not a curated record. Lineage: Eukaryota; Fungi; Basidiomycota; Dacrymycetes; Dacrymycetales; Dacrymycetaceae. Gene Ontology annotation, cellular component: nucleus. Bases 15 to 1814 code for a protein of 599 amino acids. Gene Ontology annotation, molecular function: DNA-binding transcription factor activity, RNA polymerase II-specific; RNA polymerase II transcription regulatory region sequence-specific DNA binding; zinc ion binding. Gene Ontology annotation, biological process: regulation of DNA-templated transcription.